Messenger RNA from Bacillus rossius redtenbacheri, 6433 nucleotides. RefSeq lists its product as uncharacterized. The transcript is spliced from 3 exons. Lineage: Eukaryota; Metazoa; Arthropoda; Insecta; Phasmatodea; Bacillidae. The record is from RefSeq and is a predicted model, not a curated record. Bases 2476 to 5121 code for a protein of 881 amino acids.
CAAACAAUGAUUUUUUUUUGUUAUUUCACCCAUUGCAGUGAUGCUUGGUUAUAUAAAAAUUUAAAAAUAUGAAUAUUCUUUUAAUGUGAUACAUGUUUCCUAGUAACUGCAACACCUCAAAUUAAAUAACAAAUUGAUAUAGCAAUGAAAGAGAUUGUGUUUAUUCAAUAUUUCCCCAUAGUUUUUUGCUAUAGCGAAAAUUAAGGAUAACUCUGCAAUGAUUGGGUGUAUCUAAAAUUGUUUCAGACAAAAUUUUUUGAUAACGUUUAUAAGAUUUACAAACAGUUAGAACAUAUUCGAUGGUGUGCCUACUAAGGGAGCAAUGAUUUUUUUUUGUCAAUUCCUGUUUAACCCCUGCAAAAAUGGUUCGUCUAAUCAAAAAUUGUUUCCGACAAAAGAUUUAGUUAAAAAAUUACAAGGUUUUUGAAGAAUUAUAACGGAUUCGAUAGUAUGCAUAAUAAGAGAGUUACGAUUUUUUUGGUCCGAAACACUUAAAUUUUUACACCCCUUGCAGUUAUGGUUGGUCGUAUCAAAAACUUAUUCAGACAAAAGUUCUUCCUAUUUUUUCCUUUAAGCUUUAUGUUCACACGGAUGCGAUAUGCAUCAUAUUAUGGAAGUUGUUGCGAUUUUUCUGUUAAAAAAAACCUUCCCCAUUUCUACCCCUAUGGACUGAUUUUGUCCAUUGACGAACUCGAUCGAGAUUUUCCAUUACUUGAUUUUAUGUAUCAGUUUGGAAUUGAUGUGCGAAAAAUUACGGCAGUUAUCGUGUUCAUAAAAUUGUGAUAUAUAUAUAUAUACAUACAUAUACAUAUAACUUUAGAACUGAUGAUGGUUAUGGGUUUCUUGGACUAUGAAACGUAAAACUACAUAAAAUCUUUCAGGAAGUCGCACCGCUGCGCUGGUACGUUGAAAAUUCUAUAUUUUUUUUAAUGAUUUUUCCUUACGUAUUUGAAAUUUUCUAAAGAAAGUAAUGUAAGGAAUAAGAAUUAGAUACAAAAUGCACGUUUUAUAUGCCAUAAAAAAACAUUGGUGUGCUAAAACAAAAUGAAUGCAAACAAAACAAAUAUCGUAGCAGGACUGUAUUUGAUACGGGGGAGUUUAGACUAGGAAAUCAAAUUUGUAUAAAUGAGUGCAUACGUAUUAGUCCGCGGCAAUUAUUAUAUAGUUAUCGAUGGUUUUCAUGCAUUCUACGCGGCACAAACAUAUUAUGAAUUUUUAAACUUAAGUACUUACUUAAAAAUUCCAUUUGAGUUGUAACUGUUCGUUCUAACCUGGGAAAUACAACCUAAAUGACAAGACAAAUCAUAUUACAUGUCGUACAUCGUUCCAUUAAGUCAAAGUUUAUAGUAUAUUCCUAUAACAAAUGCGUAUAUAAAAUACAGUAUAUAAUGCACUAAAAACAAGCAGGCCAUUUAGAAAAAUUUUAUUUUCUGUUGACAGUUUACGUGCACAAAAACAUAACAUUUAAUCGUCUCUGGCACGUUAUGAGAUUAAGUUUAUUUUAGAUACUUCCUCUUUCGAAAAAAACAAACAAACAAUUUCGUCACAUACUGUUUUUUUCUUCUGAUUCCAGCAAUCCUUCAACUCAUUGUCUUACAGAAUACCAACAUUUCAUUACAAGUUUUUCGCUGAAAUGGCCCAUUAUUAAAUUAAAUCUUGACUAAUUUUAUUAAAAAAAUAUUUAACCAUAAUCACGAUGAUAUCCGUGUAUGUAAACAGUUACGUAACACUACAAAUGUGAAAAUGUACCCACACACAAACGAAAUUUCGUUUUGUAGCAUAAAGAUUAAUACAGUAGAUAAAUAUUUUUCAAGUUUAGUUUUGUAAUAUUUACUUUUUAUUUCCGAAGGUACAACUACUGUUUGCAAAAAUAAUGAAAAAAAAUUAAGUACUAUUAAAGAGCAUCUACAGGUUUAAAAUUUGCCAAAUGUAAUACUAUAUGAAUUCUGAGCAACAUAUUAAGUUAUUGACAACAUCUUUUAUAGUUACGUAAAAUUCAGUAACAUGCUAAAGGUGGUUCAGAAUAGAAUUCAAAAUUCCAAAGACAGUUUAAGCAUUUUUAAAUACAAAUGCGUAAUUAAUCACAUAAAAAACAUGUUAGACAUUUUACCGUGCCACCUAUUGGUCGAAACUUAUGCUAUAAUGUGUAGUAAAUAAAUCAAAAUUUCCGCAAAAAUUGCUAUAAGUGCACCCAGAAAAAACCUUAAACAAUUCGAGAGUAAAAUCAACAAACAAAAACCACUUAACUCAGAAAUAUUUUAAAAAAUAUUACAGAUGAAAAUAGACAACAGAGAGAUUAAUGAUUAAUGGACUAAAUCUAGGCAAACAGCAGAUGAAUCACAAAAAAAAGAAGGGGGGGGGGACAGGCUAUUUUUAAUUAAAUAGUUUCCUUUAAAUAAAUUUUUAAUAAAUCUUAAACUAGCAAACUUAAUGAAUAUUAAAGCAAAGGCAAAUUAAAAUUCUUUAACUACUCUAAUGAAUUAUAUUAUUUCACUUAGGCUUGCAACAUUAGCGAGAAAAAAGAAGAAGCUGGGGUUGACACAGAACCCUCUGCCUGCUGGUGAUGGUCCUGCAACACCAACCUUGCCAGAGAGCCCAGGCGGUGAAAGUUCGGUCCCCACAGUGCCAGAUGUAACCACCAUGGCGUCUUCAGUGGCGGCGUGUACAUCACGCAACACUGAUGACAGUACACAUACUCUGUCCGAUGACUAUCAAGGGAAUGAUGACCUUCCUCCGCUGAUAGUGGUUUACGAGCCUCCAUUGCCACAGACAGAUCCGGGACUCAGUAUGUUAGAGGGUCGAAUGAUGGUUGACGUUCGUCACUUCAUGGUGCAAUGCCGUCUUCUGGAGAGACACAGGUGUCCCAUUUCAUCUUCAGGAACAUAUUUUCUGGAAAGUGUCAACAGGUACGGUCUGCUGACAAAUUUUAAAUUUAAGUGCACUCACUGCAAUCAAGAGCAGCAGUUCAAAUCUGAGCCUGUGGAAUGCCUUCCAGUGGGAAGAAAAAGAAAAUGCAAAAUCGAUACCAACUUAGAUAUCAACGAUAAGAUUGUUUGGGGCGCAAUUUCGGUUGGUCUAGGCUACGGACCAUUGUAUGAACUAUUGUCACUAAUUGAUAUGCAUCCUAUGAGCCCGGGUUGCUUUUCUUAUCACGAGAACAGAAUCGGAGAGCACUGGAAGGCAAUGUUGCAGAAGGAAAUGGAAGAUGCUGCACUGGAAGAGUUCUCUAUGGCGAAAGAUGAUGGACGCAUCUGUAUGGUUGGAAAUGAGGAAUAUGCUUGGACCAUAGGAAUUUUGGAUGGAGGUUGGAGCCAAAGAUCCUAUGGUCAUAGGUAUUCUGCUAAGUCUGGAUGUGCUAUAAUAAUUGGCUUCUACACUAAGAAAUUGUUAUUCCUUGGUGUGAGAAACAAAUAUUGUACCGCAUGCAUUCGGAGCGAACGGAUGGAAAAGGAACCCACGCCUCACCUGUGUUUCCGGAACUGGACUGAUUCUUCCACUGCAAUGGAGGCAGACAUUAUAGUGGAAGGUUUCCGGUUCUGUGAAGCCAAGUACAAACUUCAAUUUAAGAAGUUUGUUGGUGAUGGGGAUUCAAGUGUGCAUGCAGCCAUAGUUGCAAAUGUUUCGUACGGAAGAGAUGUUGAAAAGAUUGAAUGUGCUAACCAUGUCGUGAAGAAUCUCAAAAAGAAUCUUUAUGCCAUAGCCAAGGGCAUCCAUAUGCGGCAUCUCAGCCAGUCGAAAAUCAAAGCCCUCUGUCGCUGUGCAAGAGGUUGUAUCAGCAACUGUGGGGGUGAUGCUAUGCUACUUCAAUCAACACUUCUAAAUGUGCCCAACCAUGUGUUUGGAGACCAUAAGUUAUGCAAUUUAGAUGUGUGUGAGAGAGCUGGUAAAACAGCAAAUCCCUGCAGUUAUGACGCAUUGCCUCGUGAAUUGAUUGUGGGAAUCAAACAAGCUUUUGACCGAGUGAGAGCAAAGUCACAAGCACUUGUAAUGGAUCUCACAACCAACCAAGCAGAAAUGUACAUGUCAUUAGUUGCAAGGAUGGCUGGCGGUAAGCAGAUAAACCGUUCACAGCAGGGGUCUUACAGCCGUAGGGCUACUGCUGCUGGUUUGUCUUUCCAACUUCGCUACAAAUGGCAUGGACAAACUAUGAAGGCGAUCACAGGUCACAGCCCUGGAGUGACUGUGAAGCGAUUAAUGGCAAAAAGACAGAAACAGCAGGCGAACUGUAGGCGAAGGUUGGAUAUGAAUCCGCAUGUACCACGGAAAUCGGAAUCAUUUAAACCACAGGGUGAUAAGAGCUAUGGUCCUCAUGCAACUCAGCCUCCAGCUUCUGGUCUUGAACUAGAAAUUCUGACUGAGUCUGUGAUGAGAAGCAUAGAGCUUACAGUGCAAGAAAGGAAUGAUCUGGAGGUGCAGACACGAGAUCAAGGAAGCAGUCAGUUGUGGAUGAAGGAGCGGAGAAAACGAGUCACUGCUUCCUUUUUCGGACGUGUCUGUAAAAUGAGGGAAAAUACUUCGUGUAAAGUGACAGUGGAAGCGAUUGUGUACAGUCGUGUAUUGGAGAAUGCUGCCACAAUACAUGGUCUAGCAAACGAGCGCAUAGCUGUCGCUUUAUACGAAGAACAAACAGGCCAUACUGUUAAACAAUGUGGUCUCUUCGUUGACCUUCAGCAUUGCUUUCUUGCAGCUUCUCCUGAUGGUUUAGUUGAUGAAGAUGGUUUGGUGGAGGUGAAAUGUCCAUACUCUGCAAGGGAACUUAACCCUUUAGAUGCAGCAAUGCAGCUGAAAACGUUCUUUUGCAGAGUUGUCGACGGCGAGCUUUGCUUGAAUCGCUCUCACAAUUACUACUAUCAAGUGCAAGGGCAAUUACACAUCACACGAAGAAAGUGGUGUGAUUUUGUCGUUUGGACAACGAAAGGCAUUUCAAUAGAAAGAAUUGUGAGAGAUGAUUGUUUCUGGCUUGAGAAAAUGGAGUCAAAAUUGUUGCGAUUUUUUAACAACUGCUUGUUGCCAGAGCUUGCUGAUCCAUGUCGUCCCAGGGGACAACCGAUUCGUGAGCCAGAAUAUAUUAUACAGGCACAAGAAAGUCGUUCAAAGAAACGCAAAAUUUCAGAUGUGUGAAUUUUGAGAGACAGAAAUUGUGUGGCUGACGAGAACUCUUUUUUUUAAUUUGAUACAGUGAUGCUUUAUAUCUGAUAAAAAAAUUCUAAUUAUUGUUUACUUCUCAUGCUUGUACAAAUUGAACAGUACUGUAAAUGUAUUUGAUGACAUAAGCAAUAGUAAGUUAUUAGCUGAUAUUGAAUACAAACAUUUUUUUUUCAUGACUACAAAAAAUAAGGUUCUCUGGUUGGCGAGUGAUUAUUUUAUACUAAUGUCAAAAAGAUGUUAUCGGGAAAAAAUAAAUGAAGUUAUUUUAUACCACUGAUUCACUACCCAUAAAAUCAAACUGUAACGUCUUUGCAACUAGUAUCUCAUACAAUAAAUAUAUAACAUAUUCGUGCUUCAUUUUGUAUAAAAAUAAAACACAUAUAUAAUAUCGGGAGACAGCCUUGAAAAUCGUGCAUAUCACCAACAUGGCCAAUCAGACUCACAGUCAUGUUUACGAUAGCAAGACAGCUAGCAAACCAGUUCAGUUUAUAUGCAGUUUAACUGAAAAAUUUAUUCAAUAUUUUCGGGGUGGUUUUACGCUCAAAAUUAAUACAAAACCAAAUCAGCAAUCCUUGUAUUAUCAUUUAUAAUACUACAAAAUAUCUUCCAUUUCCUUCGAAUUGUAUUGAGCACUAAAAUAUUGAUUUACUUUUGGCCCAGAUUUUAUUCGACGAUACUCUGUAGAGUUUAGCUUGUUUGCAUUCUUUAUUUAUUAGGUUUAAAUCAUGGCCAAAUUUAUUGAAGUGUAACACAAAUUAUAUAUUUGUGUGUGCCUGGUUAGGAAUUUGUAUGAUGUACUUACUAGAAAAACUAUGUCAUAUCAGUGUAAUAGUUGUACCCUUACAAGCGUUGAAUAUUUAUGAAACAUUUUAUUUCUUUUGUUUUUAAAGCCGCAGACUUGUAUUUUAUUUAUUGCAUUUAGACAACAACAUGCGUCCGUGUUUUCUACAUUGCACGCUCUGUAAUAUUUUGAAUGUUAUAGUAAUUUUUGCUUUUUAAAAUCUGUGAUUUAUGUGCAGUAGAAUGAUUUGUAAUUUAUGAUUAUUUCUUUUCAUAUUUUUAAUGAGCCAUUUGCUAAUAUUAUAUACACUUCUCCAUUUAUUAUAAUAAACACAUAUUCCAUUAUUGGAAUUAUUUCAGAAUGGGAAUCACAAGACUACAAAAACUAUUCUCCUGCAUAAGAAAGGUGAUAAUACCAGUAAAGAAAAUUAUCGUCCGAGAGCAAUUACGUCUUAUAUUUAGGGACACCUGUAUUUCGCUAAUACAUUUCGUGUCAAGGUAUUUA